CUUGAGUAAAGUAGAAAACAAACAAAUCAAAGCUACCAAAAGAGGCCAUUAAACGUCACCGUUGCAUUUGCCGUUUUAACGACCCUCCUUCCUCUCCUAACUUAAAAAGGCGCGGAGGAACCUCGGUCAUCUCCCAGCACUGGGGACUCGCCCAAUGCCACCGCCACCACCACCGACAGCACCGCCGCCGCAGCGAAACCAGUAAGAAAGAAGAUAUGGCGCAGUCUUUUAAACUCAAAAUUAACACUCUCCUAAACAAGCUCGGAGACCGGGACACCUUCUCUCUCGCUGCAGCUGAGCUCGAGUCCGUUUCUAGAAAUCUAGAUGCCAUUUCCCUUCCGACUUUCCUUUCCUGUAUUCUCUCCGUCGAUUCAUCCGAUAAAUGCGGAGUCCGAAAGCAAUGCGUGAAGCUAGUUUCUGUCUUGGCGGUUACUUAUCCAAAUUCUCUCCCUCAUUUCCUCCAUAAAAUCCUCUCUAGCCUCCUCCGUCGCCUCCGAGACCCCGACUCCGCCGUCCGCUCCGCCUGCGUCGAUGCCGUCUCGGCGCUCUCCACUAACCUCACCAAAUGCAACUUCUCCUCUUCGUUUUUGAAGCCUUUGAGCGACGCUCUUUUUACGGAGCAAGAACCGAACGCGCAGAUCGGAGCGGCAUUGUGUUUGGCGGCGGCGAUCGACGGAUCGCCCGACCCGGAUGCGGUUAGGCUGGGGAGGAUGCUGACGAAGCUGGAGAAACUCGUGAAGUCCGAUGCGUGCAAGGCGAAGGCGGCGGUUAUGGUGGUGAUCGGGAGUGUGAUCGGCUCGGGUGGGGCGUCGAAUUUGAGUCAAGGGAUGAUGAAGGGAUUGGUGGGAUGUUUGAUUGGUUUUUUGAGUAGUGAGGAUUGGGCAGCGAGGAAGGGGGCGGCAGAGGCGCUUGGCAGGCUGGCGAUAGCUGAGAGGGAUUCAUUGGCUGAGUUUAAAACCAGUUGUAUGAAAGUUUUUGAGGCUAGAAGAUUUGAUAAGGUAAAGGCUGCUAGGGAGGUUAUGAGUCAGAUGUUGGAGGCGUGGAAGCAGGUUCCGGAUUUUUCAGAAGAGGCGUCGCCACCGCCUCUAUCACAGGCUUCUAGUAAAGAGGACGCAAGUGAUGGACGCUAUCCACCUGGCUCUAAAAUUUCUUCCAACGUGGAUGUUGCAGUUCCUCAAACGAGGAAGAAACCUACUUUUACUACAAGGUCAACUCCGCCUGAGAGUUCCUUUGCAACCACAGCUAGGAAGAGAAGUCCUUUAAAGGCAACAAUUCAGAAAGUGAAUGGAAAGAAGCCCCUGGACUGGAGACUCGAGAUUGCUGUUCCUCAUGCUGCUAAUGUGACAGGGGCAUGUGAGGAUAGUCUUAAGGAGAGGAGUGAGAAUGUAUCACGAAGGAGGAAUAAUGAGAACGUGAAAUCUGCAAAGUCUGACAUAAAGCGAGUGCUUUUCAGUAAUAAGAAUUCUGAUGACAAGAUGCACAAAUUUGGUGGUUCAAAGUCUGGAUCUCGUGUGGCUCCUUGUCACGAGGAAACCACUGAAUCCACUGUUGUGGUUAGUAAUGCCUCUGAGAAUCUCAAUGCAAAUCACAAAGACUCUGAGGAUUUAUCUUUGAUCCGCAGCCAACUGGUUCAGAUAGAAAAGCAGCAAUCUAGACUACUAGAUCUCCUACAGAGAUUCGUUUGUAGCUCACAGACUGGGAUGCAUUCACUGGAGACACGUGUGCACGGUCUGGAACUGGCUUUGGAUGAGAUCUCGUAUGACUUGGCUGUAUCAACUGGAAGGAUGUCUUCUUCCAGCAGGACCACUUGUUGCCUACUACCAGCUGCAGGUUUUUUGAGCUCAAAAUUCUGGAGGAAAACAGAAGGCCGGUACGCUACCUCUUGGUUUUCUACGUCCAGCGGCACCCCAUCAGUGGCUGCCACACGUUGUAGAGCUGAUAGGAAUUGGAAUGCUGAAGCAUUUAAGUUGGAGAACCAUAGGUUACGGCUUCAAGGUGGUGGUGGAUUCAUUAUGAACCCUUUGGCAGAAAUUCACGGUGAUUCAAGGCGUGUCUCUGAGAUAGCACAUCAGUGACCACCAGAAGCAGCAGCAGGUUUGCAGGAUGGUCGGGACUUGGGAAUUGCACUCAAUUUUUAAGGUCAGUGGUGGAUAAGGGAGACAACAAAGAUGAUAAUCCACUUAUAUUAUGAAGUAGCUUAAUAGCAAAUUGCGUGGUGGAGUUGUUAUGCAGUUAGUUCAUUUAAAACUCACCUCAGAAAGUCUACAGUCUUGCAUCUUGUGGAGAGACCAAGAGAAGUGGCGUCAUCUGAUAAUUUGAAAAUUUUCUAGUAAAUUGAGGCAUGAGAAGGGGAGAAAGAGUGGUGUAGUGUGUGAAGAUGUGUAUAGCUUCCUGAUGUUUCUGAAACACAUUUGGUUUGUUCUUGAUUUAUAAAUCACCUGAAAUCGAUGAUGAGCGUCCUCAUAGCCAGGUUAUGAUGGUGGGUGGGGGUCUAAUUAAGUUAAGACAAAUGCUUCUUAACCUAACACUUUGUCCCGCUAGAGAUAAACUUACCGCUUUA
Molecule: messenger RNA, 2560 nt
Organism: Theobroma cacao (cacao)
Lineage: Eukaryota; Viridiplantae; Streptophyta; Magnoliopsida; Malvales; Malvaceae
Product: ARM repeat superfamily protein
Cellular component (GO): microtubule
Molecular function (GO): microtubule binding
Source: RefSeq, a predicted model, not a curated record